Molecule: messenger RNA, 1044 nt
Organism: Sorghum bicolor (sorghum)
Lineage: Eukaryota; Viridiplantae; Streptophyta; Magnoliopsida; Poales; Poaceae
Exons: 3
Coding region: 143-796 (217 amino acids)
Source: RefSeq, a predicted model, not a curated record
UUUGUGCAGCAAAGAAAAUGCGCUGAUAUAGAGAAAUGGAGGGACUCGAAAGAAAAUCCGUGCAGCGUGACAAGUAGCAACGGGAAGAGAUAAGGUUCUUGGCACCAACAGAGGCUGGGCGUGCAGCGUGCACGCUUGGACGAUGCCGCUCCAGCAUGGCCCUCGACUUCGAAUGGCCGCAGCCUCCGGCGCGGCUCGUCGUCCCCGCAGUCGUCUCCCCGGCCGACCUACAAGCCUCCCGUGCGGCGGCAGCAGGACAAGGACGACGGCGCUGGUUCUUGUAGCCGCAACGACAAGAGAAGGGGCGAAGACGACGGCGGCAGUGGCCACGGCCACGGCGGCGGACGUGGUGAGGGCGUUCUACGACGGCGUGAACCGGCGGGACCUGGCGGCGGUGGAGCCGCUCAUCGCGGAGGGCUGCGUGUACGAGGACCUGGUGUUCCCGCGGCCCUUCGUGGGGCGGGAGCGGAUCAUCGGCUUCUUCGGCGAGUUCAUGGGCACCAUCAGCCCCGACCUCCAGUUCGUCAUCGACGACAUCUCCGCCGACGACUCCGCCGCCGUCGGGGUCACCUGGCACCUGGAGUGGAGGGGGAAGCCGUUUCCUUUCAGCAGGGGAUGCAGCUUCUACCGCUUGCUCGCCGGCUCGGAGUCGGAGUCGGAGCAGCAGCCGCUGCAGAUUGUGUAUGGCCGAGACUGCGUGGAGCCUGCCGCCAAGCCUGGGGAUUUGGCACUGGUGAUCAUCAGGGGAGUGACAUGGAUCCUUGAACGAUUUCCAAGCCUUGCAAGCAGGUUCUGAUGACCUUUUAUGAGCACAACCGCGAAGGCGCCAACUGAGGCAAUAGCUACAGGCUAGGCUACGCAGCUUGUUCAAAAUGUCCGGUGAGAGCAAGCGUGUAUAAUGUUGAGUAGUACUCGUUCUAAAUUAUAAAAGGUGUGUUGAUUUUCGAGAUGCAUUAUUUUAACUAUGUACUUAGAUACAUAGUGUAUAUUUAAAUAUUUAAAAAAGGGUACAUAUAAAAAAAAAGCCAAAUCACCUUUUAAUUA